AAACAAUCGAUAAAAUUCUCUCUGUAUCGCGUUGAGUGUGAGUGACGACGAGGACGAGGACGCUCCGUUUUGCAGAUUCUCUCAUCCCGUAUUUCGAUUCUUCUUCGAUUGACGGUGCAAUGGUUUACGUAACAUCGUGGGACGAAUUCGUCGAGCGAACCGUGCAGUUGUUCCGUGCCAGUCCUGAAUCUACGCGGUAUUGCAUGAAGUACCGGCAUUGCGAUGGAAAAUUGGUUUUGAAGGUUACUGAUAACAAAGAGUGCCUUAAGUUCAAGACAGAUCAAGCACAGGAGGCCAAGAAGAUGGAGAAACUGAACAAUAUAUUCUUUACCUUGAUGGCUCGGGGACCUGAUGUGGACAUGUCAGAAAUUACAGGGAAAGAACAGAUCGAAGCCCAACCAGCAAAGAAGGGAAGGGGAAGAAAACAGUAGCUGGAUUUUCUGCUUAACACAUGGGGUUCUUAAACAAGUACUAUAGGACCCUCUGGAUUUUAGAGAGAAACCGUGACUUUUUAUGAAUUGAAAAUGCUGAGAUUGUCAAAAUUUUCCUGGAAAAUUUAUCAUGUUUUCUGGAUUCCAUUGAAUGAAGAGAUUCACUUUCUGUA
Molecule: messenger RNA, 604 nt
Organism: Gossypium raimondii (Peruvian cotton)
Lineage: Eukaryota; Viridiplantae; Streptophyta; Magnoliopsida; Malvales; Malvaceae
Product: signal recognition particle 9 kDa protein
Exons: 4
Coding region: 120-431 (103 amino acids)
Biological process (GO): SRP-dependent cotranslational protein targeting to membrane; negative regulation of translational elongation
Cellular component (GO): signal recognition particle, endoplasmic reticulum targeting
Molecular function (GO): 7S RNA binding
Source: RefSeq, a predicted model, not a curated record